This is a messenger RNA of Racocetra persica, 190 nucleotides long. NCBI's taxonomy places the organism in Eukaryota, Fungi, Glomeromycota, Glomeromycetes, Diversisporales, Gigasporaceae. The record is from the annotation of a GenBank genome assembly.
GUCAAAACCUAUACCAAAGACAGACGAAGAAUGGUUUGAUUUAAUAGAGUCGAAUAAUGACAAUAAAGGUAGUAAACCCAGUGAUUCAGAAUAUGACACAGCGGAUAAAGAUCCAGAUAUUUAUUUCGAGAAAAUUGUAGAUCUAUAUAUUAAUAGAAUAUCAGAAGCUGAAAAAUUUAAUAAAGGUGAA